This is a messenger RNA of Salarias fasciatus (jewelled blenny), 1864 nucleotides long. RefSeq names its product ring finger protein, transmembrane 2 (gene rnft2). Gene Ontology annotation, biological process: positive regulation of ERAD pathway. The record is from RefSeq and is a predicted model, not a curated record. Gene Ontology annotation, molecular function: ubiquitin protein ligase activity. NCBI's taxonomy places the organism in Eukaryota, Metazoa, Chordata, Actinopteri, Blenniiformes, Blenniidae. The transcript has 10 exons. Bases 118 to 1464 code for a protein of 448 amino acids.
CUCCUCCAGCAUCUGCAGCAUCCGCAGCUGACCCAUCGCAUCCCGCUAUGACAGGAGCAGAAGGCCGGUGCACGGAACAAACCCAGGGCUGCGCCAUGUGGUGAUGAGGGCUGUGCCAUGCAGAGGAGACACAGCAGCAACACGGAUGGCAUGCCCUCUGAAAGGAGUCGAAGCCAAACCCUGGGAUCAGAGAGCAGCCUGGAUGAAGGUGGCGUGUUUGACUGCCUGAAGUCCGACUCGCCCGCUUCACCCCAGCAGAUCUUCUCAGGCCUGGUGGGAGUCCCGUCCGGCUCCGUCUCCUCUGCCCAGUUCCAGGCGGCCGGCCUAGUUUUAGGCUCGCCCCCUGAAGUUUUCAUCCAGAUGACGGCCUCGUCCAGAGAAGAAGGCGGCCCCCAUCGCACGGAGGGCGGGCCGUUCCUCCCGCGGCCGCCCCAGCACCACCACCACCACCACCACCACUUCCACCACCAGCCCCUGCAGCACCGCACCUCCUCUCUGCUGCAGCAGGCCACCGUGCCGGCCGGCUCCGAGAGGCACGGCUCCAGGGAGGAGGCCCAGGAAGAUCAGUCCACCCCGGCCCCGGCGCUGUCCGAGCUGAAGGCGGUGGUCACCUGGCUGCAGAGGGGCUUCCCCUUCAUCCUCAUUUUGCUGGCCAAAGUCUGCUUUCAGCAUAAACUAGGCAUCGCUGUGUGCAUCGGGAUGGCCAGCACGUUCGCCUACGCCAACUCCACCUUUAGGCACCAAGUGUCACUACGGGAGGAACGUUCUGUGUUUGUUGCCAUGUGGCUCUUCAUAUUUCUUGGGGGGAACAUUCUGUAUAUCUACUACACGUUCAGCCAAGAGGAGCUGCACAACAGCCUCAUAUUUGCGAAGCCCAACCUGAACAGCUUUGACUUCUUCGAUCUGAUCUGGGCGGUGGGCAUCACAGACUUCGUGCUCAAGUACGUCACCAUCGGCCUGAAGUGUCUGGUCCUCUUCCUGCCCAAGAUCCUACUGGCCUUCAAAUCCAGGGGUAAGUUCUACCUGCUGAUCGAGGAGCUGAGUCAGCUGUUUCGGGCCCUGGUGCCCAUCCAGCUGUGGUACAAGUACAUCAUGGGAGAAGACCCCUCGAACAGCUACUUCCUGGGAGCCUCGCUCAUCAUCAUCUACAGCCUCUGCAAGUCUUUUGACAUCUGUGGGCGUGUAUCUGCGAUACGUAAAGCCUUGGUCAUGCUCUGCAGUUCCCAGAGUUACGGUGUGAGAGCCGGCAGUCAGCAGUGCAGCGAGGCGGGGGAUGUCUGUGCUAUUUGUCAGGCUGAUUUCAGAGACCCCGUAGCCCUCCUCUGCCAGCAUGUGUUCUGCGAGGAGUGCCUGUGUUUGUGGUUCGAUCGUGAGCGGACGUGCCCUCUGUGCCGGGCCACCGUCAUCGAGACCCUGCGCUGCUGGAAGGACGGCACCACCUCGGCUCACUUCCAGAUCUACUGAAGCCCGCCGGCGGCGAAGAGCAGCCGGAGAGCCGCGAUCGUGCUGCGAUGCAAGCGAGGCAGUGGGGUUUCAUCUUCUCUCUGUAGACGUUCAGGUGAUUAUUCAAAACUGAAGAAACACACAGCUUGUAGCUGCAGUUGCAAAGGUUGAAUGUGUAAAUUUCAUUGCUGGAAAUUCACGUCUCAAUUGGAUUAUCGACAUAAUGUCCCUAAAAGACACAGUUAAUUGCGCUUCUGUCUUGCAGUUCCAUUUUGUACACUUAGGUAGAAUUCUGAAAUGUAAAUAUAAGAUUUUACACCGGAAACAAUGAAAUGUUCUUAAUUGAUUUACUGUGUUGAUGUAAAAAAGUUACUGCUUUUCAAUUUACGUUUUAUAUUUAUUACAAUUUGCUUUCAGUCUU